Messenger RNA from Scophthalmus maximus (turbot), 4401 nucleotides. RefSeq names its product melanocortin 1 receptor (gene mc1r). Lineage: Eukaryota; Metazoa; Chordata; Actinopteri; Pleuronectiformes; Scophthalmidae. The transcript has a single exon. Gene Ontology annotation, cellular component: membrane. Gene Ontology annotation, molecular function: melanocyte-stimulating hormone receptor activity. Gene Ontology annotation, biological process: G protein-coupled receptor signaling pathway. Bases 1046 to 2020 code for a protein of 324 amino acids. The record is from RefSeq and is a predicted model, not a curated record.
CUAACACAAAAAUAUUUGUCGUUAUUUGAUAAAUAAUUUCCAAAAUUAGGAAACGAAGUGGACAUAUUCCAAAUGGAGUCUUUUUCAAGUACAGAAUUUGUCACCAGCCCUUAUGAUCUUAUGAUGCGGCUCGCAGACGGGACAGUCCACUGGAACACAAAGAGGGAAUUUUGUUCUCAACUGACCCCAAGCUUGGAAUAUAGCCACGACUCUACAUCAGACGGUUGAAGCUUCAGUUGAAAUCAUUUCUUAUUUUUGAAUUAGGCAUGUGGAUUUCCUACUUCCUGACUUCCUCUGAGACUCCUGAAGACUGAAGACCCUGCAGUGACAUGGUCUGAACACACACCCUGCGAUGUGGUCAAGUGUAUGGAUCAGCUAUGACGCGUGACACGCAGACAAGUGCUCUCUACUCUCAAACGACCUCACCACAUUCGUGUGGCUACUAGGAAGCAGUAACGGCCCCUCCCGCGGCGACCCUCCGCUGCCAGUGGCCCAGCGGACGUUUGCCGGAGAGGAGGAGUCGCCGCGACCCGUCUAGACCCAGCAGGACUCCGAGCAGUGCUCCGGCAGGUCCGUGUCCCGCUCCACACGACAGACCUGUGCCAAAGACGCCGUGUGCUCACCGUCCCCACGCUGCUCUGGGACACUUUGAACUGCGGACGGGGGCUGAACAUGCGUCAGUUGUAAGCGCAACGCGCAAAGGACGUUUGAUGGAUUUCUGCGCCGCAGUCGGACAAGUUGCAUCCACAGAAAAGGACUCGACGCCGGAGCAGACGCGCUCUUCUCACCCAAACGCGCCACAUUCCCGAACUGCAGCGCACAGUCCCUAAUGAAAUGGCUGAAUAAAGCAACUGCGCCCUGUGCUGAUGUGUUAAAGAGCCGAACAGUUGCUCGGACAAGUCGCUUGUUUGUUUUCUUCUCUCUCCAGUUGGUUGUGGAGCGAGGUGUGAGUCGUCACCUGUCAGAGGGAACCGAUGAGCUUCCUCAGCGCCCAAAGCCACUAGGGCAGCAUUGAAGCCCCUCGGUCAUCAUACAGAAGUCAGACAUGGAGAACGCCAACAGGUCCCACUACCCCGCGAUCCUCCACGUGGACUUCGGCCCACUUCUUGACUAUAUGGAGGAUAACGAGACCAACUCUACCGGCGGCGAGCGACCCUCCUCGGGCUGCGUGCAGAUCCGCAUCCCCCAGGAGCUCUUCCUGGCGCUGGGGCUCAUCAGCCUGGUGGAGAACAUCCUGGUGAUUCUGGCCAUCAUCAAGAACCGCAACCUGCACUCGCCCAUGUACUACUUCAUCUGCUGCCUGGCCGUGUCCGACAUGCUCGUCAGUGUCAGCAACGUGGUGGAGACCGUGUUCAUGCUUCUCCACGACCAGGGCCUGCUGGACCUGCACCCAGGUAUGCUGCGCCACCUGGACAACGUCAUCGACGUGAUGAUCUGCAGCUCCGUGGUGUCGUCGCUCUCCUUCCUGUGCACCAUCGCCGCGGAUCGCUACAUCACCAUCUUUUACGCGCUGCGCUAUCACAGCAUCAUGACGACGCAGCGCGCCAUCGCCAUCAUCGCGGUGGUGUGGCUGGCCAGCGUCAUCGCCAGCAUCCUCUUCAUCGUGUACCACACCGACAACGCGGUCAUCGUGUGCCUCGUCACCUUCUUCUGCACCACGCUGGUGUUCAACGCCGUGUUGUAUCUGCACAUGUUCCUCCUGGCGCACUUGCAUUCGCGGCGCAUCGUGGCGUUCCAUAAAAACAGGCGACAGACCACGAGCAUGAAGGGGGCCAUUACCCUCACCAUUCUACUGGGGGUCUUCAUUUUAUGCUGGGGCCCUUUCUUCCUCCACCUCAUUCUCAUACUCAUCUGCCCCACCAACCCCUUCUGCAACUGCUUCUUCCGAAACUUUAACCUUUUCCUCAUCCUCAUCAUCUGUAACUCGCUCAUCGACCCGCUGAUCUACGCCUACCGCAGCCAGGAGCUGCGUAAAACCCUGCAGGAGCUGGUCCUGUGUUCUUGGUGCUUCGGUGUGUGACAGUUUGUCCAUUCAGGGAGAAAAAAAGAGCGAAUCGGGCCAGUGUCCCCCGUUUCUUCUUCCUGAAUGAAGACCUCCACAGUAGUAGUAUUGAGGUUGCUUUUAGCAAUGGAAAGAGCUCUAUAGAUGAAAUGUCUUAUUCUGAUUAUGAUCAGAAGCUGAAGUACGCGGUGACCAAACACUAAUUGAAGACGCUCAUGGCGCACAACGCUGAAGACCAAGACUGUACCUCUGUUCAAGACUUUUGCACACGUCACCACCAACAUUUGCAGGUUUAUGUUGCCUGGUGUCGCGUCACACUCCUCCUGGGUCAGCUUCAAGCACUGUGAAACAUCUGAGAGACUCUGAGAAAAGAGUUACAGCUCACUUCUCUGGAUCAGAGUAACUGCUCUGAGUUUUAUUGUAGUUUAUAAAGUCUGACCCUGUGUUCCCCCCUCUGUAAAUGAAAUUGAAUUUUCUAGUAUAUAAAAGCUCUUUUUGUGUUGGUUUAUACCCCUGUCAUAUACUCUUAAAUUAAGCUACUCGUAAUUUACACAAAAAAAAAAUAAAAGUCGAGAAAAGAAAAAAUGCUGAGGAAAUAUUUUAUAGGCCAUGAUAUCUCAGCGCUGCAUUUCUCGUUUCAUUAAAUGACAACUGCCUGUUAGUGUGCUUGUUAUUGUUCUAUUUCCUUUCUUUAACCUGAGCAAAAGUCUUCAUUAUGCCAAAAAGGUGAUACAAUUUCUCACAGAGUUAAAGAUCAAAUAAGCACUGUUUAACAAAACAGGCUUUAACAUGUGUUGAGCUCUAAAGAAAUAACUGAGCUCCAGAGUUUGAUUAUUUUUUCUGUAUGGACCCCUGCAGCCUUUAGUCCUAACCUCCAUUUAAUAUUGUUUUAAGAUAACUGCCAUAUUAGUGUGCGGCAUCAUCCUCUUUACUUGGUGUCGAAUGACGAAUGUGCUAAAUCACAUGGGCGCUUGGUAGUCGGCCUGUGGCCCAGUUCAUAAGAGGGUUUAUGAAAGAAGUUAUAUCAAAGUGAUAUAUUGUGGAAGUUUGUCUGGUUAUUUGAGAUUCCAGACAGUGUGGUUUCUUAAAAGAAGUUGAUUUAGUUAUGUAGAUCAACCAAGUCAGACAUUAGGCCUGAAGGACUGUGGAAGAGUUUUUGUAAAAUACAGAUUCAAAAGCAAAACAAAAAACACAUAGUAAUUUUGUUCGUCUGCACCUGGCUUAGAUCUCCAACAUGGUUCUAGAAAUAGACGCUUGCUAUUUUAUUUUAAUUUCCCCCCCCCACAAUCUUACUUUACGCAUCCUAUAAUGUUUUUAUCGAUCCUAUGGAUUCCUUGUAAAUAGAAUGUUCAGUUUCGCUUCAGAAAAUUUUUAAUGCAGUCAUAAAUCUGCACUUGAGCCAUGAAGUUUAGUUCCCACAAAGUUCUGGGUUUAACCCUCCUAUUAUCCUUAGGGUCAAUUUGACCCCAUUCAAUGUUUAACAUCUCUAAAUGAAUGGUUAGCAAAACAUUUUUUGCUUAAUAUUUAAUGACUUUUCCUAAUUCAUUGGGGGCACCAGGGUAAAAGUAAAACUGACUUAAUAAUUAUAUGUUUUCAAUGUCCUGAACACAUUUUGUAUGUAUCUGUGUUCUUUAGGGUCAAUUUGACACCAUGCUGUUUUAGUUUUAUAAAAUAUAUAAGAAGUAUAAAUUGUUCACUCACAUUUGUUUUGGUUGUUGAGGAUGAUAUUGAUGUCAAAAUAACAUGCAAUUUUUUUACUUCACAUAAAUGAAGGGGAACAGAUACAAAGAUCCCACGACAAGGCUGUCUGCCAACACAAAUAGCUACAAUUUGUAUUUAUGCCAAUGGUUAGAUGAUAGAAACCAUGAUUUGAGAUCCAUGCAUCCAUGGUGUCUGUCUGCAUGCCUGCCUGUCUGUUUUUGGUGUGGAUGUUUUUUUUAAUGAAUUUUACACCAAUGAGACACAUUAAAAAAGUUAUAUAUGUAUGGCCUGUUUCUAAACCAUCAGUAAUGUGAUUUAAAACUUAUUUUGUAGUUUUAAAAUAUUUUCCAUGUCUUCAAGACUUGAUAAGAUCCAAAAUAUAUGGCCACAAAAUUAAAGACCAGUUACCAGUUUGAAUGUUUUGGCUGACUGUUGUAAAAAUAUAGUUUAGUUGUCUGGUAUGUAAAAAUUAUAUCAUUUAAAAUUGAGAAGUACAGAAUUUUACUCACUGGUUUGGUGUGAUCCCUAAAGUAAACUACAUUCAUCAGAUAUUGUAAAUGCAGUGGGAACAACAACAAAAAAGAAAGAAUCUCUCCCACUCUAAAUCGAAAGUGUGUCGUCCAGCUACUGUAUAGAAGGAACGUGUGUUGUCUUUCAAGUUUGUUUGUCUCAAAUAAAGUGGUCAGCACAAGAAAAAG